AUGUCGAGAUCUAAAUCAAAACGUCGCAACCGCAAUGCAAACCCGGUCAAGCAAACCCAGUCCCCACCAGCCUCUUCGUCGCCAUCAUCUCGGGUCACCAAGCCAGGCCAGGCCUUUAACAACAGCAGCAGCAACAAGCAUAAGAAGAAGAAGUGGCCCCCAGAGUCUUCAAAGGUGUUCAAGAAACAUGGAUUGAACUCAGAAUCACCAGAGGCAGGGUCAUCCAAUCAUUUCAUCAAAAAAGAUAAACCAACCAAGCCAUUCUUGAACAGCUCCCGAGCCAAAGUUCAAGGGCCGGGAAAAUCCAAAGAGACCCCAUUGCAACAUACACGCACACAUCAAGUGGAGAAAUCCCACCCUGUGCCUGGGUUCGAUUUUCAGUUCAAGUAUAAAGAUGCAGCCCGGGCUGAGGCCCAGGUUCAGGCGCUAUUGCAGCCACAAUCAAGCCUGGGAUCCCCUCCUUCAUCGCCACCGAAGGUAGAGCGCCAAAAGGGCACACUGGCUCCAGGACUUGAAUCAGCAAAAAGAAUUUACGAAGACCCAUCAUCAAAUGCAGAUUCAGAACUUGAGAUGGGAUGUGAGCCACUCUCGCCGCCGGAAAUGCGCGAAGACCUUGGAACCGCCAUACCAGUCUCUUAUCACGAUCAACGGCACGAGUCUCAUGAGACAUUGACAUCGGACUCAAUGUUGGAGUCACAAUUAGUCUCUCCAUCUGAACCGGAAAGGAACUCCUCCAUGUCACUACCAGCAUUGCCGGAAAAAGUCGUGGGUCACAAAGACACUACACCAUAUUCUUGCUUUGGCUAUGAGCAGCAGGACCAUGAAGAAUCGACUUUGGGAUCGGAACAGGGAUUGUCCUUCCCAUCGCCAGCAUCUCCAGUCUCGUCGCAAAGAUUCACGGGCCACAGAGGAGCCACACCAGCCUCUCUCCCUGUCCAUGAAUCAUCGACAUGGGAUAUUGACAAUGAGCCCGAGCUCUUAUCUGAGGCAGAGCCAAGCUCAGGGCGGGAGCCGGCUUUGUCAUCGCCCUCGCCAUGGCCGAUAACAGCCCUAAAACGGAAGAGACCAAGCACUCACCAGAGCUCCCGGCAUAAGCAAUUUCCAGUCCCUUCAUCACCAGAGAGUCUGCGCGAAUUUGAGCCUGAAUCUAUGUUUCCACGGGAACUUCUCCGGGAUCUCUGCUCGGUCUUCGUUAAAUACGCAAACUCAGGUCAAUUGGCACGAGAGAUCCGGAGGCAGCCUUUGCGCAUUGCACGUGUGAGCAAGCCAUUGCCAUUCGCACCACGACUGACUGCAUCACAGUUGAAUGCAGAGAUUGGAUUUGAGACUCCAUCAAAAGCGGGAUCCGAACAUGAAUCAUUCCGACCAACGGAAGCUGGAUCUGAAUCUGAUUUUGAAUCCGAUUCUGAAUCAUUAGAUUCAAAUGUAGGGACAACAGUACCUUCAUCCCCAUAUCUGCCUUUGGCUUCACCGCCAGUUAUGUCUCGAGUACUGCCUCCGUCUCUUCCACCCAAACGCUGGUUAUCAAGGCUCAAUAACGCAAACGAAGAAUCGUCAUUGAUGGAGACAAUCUGGGCCUUGCGUCUCCGCUUGAAUCACGAGAUCAACCCCCCGGAAGUCCCUCUCAUGAUAGACGGCAAUAAGCACCCACGCCUAUUCGCCCAAUUCCCGCCUGCUGCUCGCGAAAAUCUCGAGUGGAUGUUCCCAGAUGACUCUGAUGAUUCCGACUUUGAGCCUGAAGAGGAUGAUUAUGAUCUUGAGCUUUCAGACGAUGAUACCGAGGGUGGGCUGCCAAAUACUAAGCGCCCUAGGUUGGAGUUGCCUGAGAUCUUGUCAGAGCAAGAGGACUCAUUAGAACUGAGGGAGUCGCUGGAGCUGGGAUCAUCCACCGCCGAGCAAUCUCUAGGAUCUGAGCAAGCUUCAGAGCCUGAGCAAUUCUCAGAACCCGACGAAUUUCCAGGGCCCGAGGAAUUGCCACAGCACCAGCAGUCGUCAGAGAUAGAGCCAUCGCUAGAUCUUGUGACAUCGUCAGAGCCCGCGGCAGUACCUGGGCUCGAAAGACCAACCAACCAAGAGAGGUCAUCUGACUCCGAGAGCGAACCGCGCACGCCUCCUUCCAUCCGGGAUGAGUUACCAACAGGACUGGUCCGACAACUGAACAAGCGGAUCGAUUUGGCGAUUGCGAAAGAUAAAAAAGAGAAUCCUACGCAUUGGGGCGGCUCAUGGAUGAAAGAAUAUGAGAGAGGCGUGGCUAUCAAGGAGAGGGUUGAGGCGCAGUACAGGGAAGAGAUAAAGAAGAAGAAAGAAGAUGCUGAGAGAAAGAAACUGGAGAAGCAGGAGAGGGAUAAGAAGAAAAAGGCGGAAGAGAAAAAAAGAGCCGAAGAGAAAAAGAGGCAGAAAGAGAAAGAACUACGGAAGAUGACAGAAGAGAAGAAAAAGAGCUCAAAGGAGGCAGAGGACAAGCCGAAAGAUGUGAUAUCAGAGUUGCUGGAGCUGCUAGGCAAGGAAAACAGGAAGCGUACGAGUGUUCGUACUCGGUCUGAUCUUCAAGGAAAUCAGAGUAGAGCGCAGAUGGAGAGAUUGAAGAAAGAGAUUCUCUCUGUGAUAGGAGAAAGUUGA
Penicillium coprophilum is the source of this 2619-nucleotide messenger RNA. RefSeq lists its product as uncharacterized. The transcript has a single exon. Lineage: Eukaryota; Fungi; Ascomycota; Eurotiomycetes; Eurotiales; Aspergillaceae. The coding region runs from base 1 to 2619 and encodes 872 amino acids. The record is from RefSeq and is a predicted model, not a curated record.